Molecule: messenger RNA, 792 nt
Organism: Nymphaea colorata (pocket water lily)
Lineage: Eukaryota; Viridiplantae; Streptophyta; Magnoliopsida; Nymphaeales; Nymphaeaceae
Product: protein PAM68, chloroplastic
Exons: 1
Coding region: 70-669 (199 amino acids)
Source: RefSeq, a predicted model, not a curated record
AUAUGGCCAUCUAAAAUGGGAGAUGCUGGUGGAUAAGGCUGAAAGGCGUUGCGCCUCGAACACUUGGCCAUGGAAUCGGCAUCCUUGUUUCAGGCCACAUUCUUCACUUCUCCGGCCACCUCUGCGGUCGGAAAAAUCAACCCCUCUCUCUUCCUUCACUUUCGUCGGGAGUUCCGCCAGCAACAUCCCCGUGCUCCGGCGCGGUUGUCGGCUGUGAAAAGUCCAAGAGGCUUUGGAACACCGCCGGAGAAGCUGAGAAAGAACAAGGGCAAGAAGAAGGGCAGAAGGUACGAAGACGACGAUGAUGAAGACGACGAUUUCGACGACGAUUUGGACGCGGAGCCCGAGGAUGUCACCAUACCGGAGGUCGUUACCAAUCGAAUGAUGAGAAGAAUGGGCUUCUCCGUGGGGAUCCCUCUGGUUCUGGGUCUCCUCUUCUUCCCUUUCUUUUAUUACCUGAAGGUAGUGCAGAAGGUGGAUGUGCCGACAUGGGUGCCCUUCAUCGUUUCCUUCUUCUUCUUUGGCUCUGCGUUGCUGGGGGUGAGUUAUGGGAUUGUGUCCUCCAGUUGGGACCCUCUGAGAGAAGGGUCGCUCUUGGGAUGGAACGAAGCUCAGAGGAAUUGGCCCGUUUUCUGGCAGUCGCUCUGGAGGGGGUCAGCGAAGAAGUAGUUCCAAGAGCAAGCAGAGAGAUUUUGAAGUAUUGUUAUAAAUUCAUGUAUAUUUUUGUGUGGAUUACCUUGUUUGAAUUGUUUCCUUGCAUUAAGAUGUUUUCUAUGGAAUUCUUGGCGACAA